Messenger RNA from Aspergillus ochraceoroseus IBT 24754, 2823 nucleotides. Its product is annotated as U4/U6-U5 snRNP complex subunit PRP6. Lineage: Eukaryota; Fungi; Ascomycota; Eurotiomycetes; Eurotiales; Aspergillaceae. Gene Ontology annotation, cellular component: U4/U6 x U5 tri-snRNP complex; catalytic step 2 spliceosome. Gene Ontology annotation, molecular function: protein binding. The record is from RefSeq and is a predicted model, not a curated record. Gene Ontology annotation, biological process: spliceosomal tri-snRNP complex assembly; mRNA splicing, via spliceosome. Bases 1 to 2823 code for a protein of 940 amino acids. The transcript has 3 exons.
AUGGCUUCCGGACGGAAGGACUUCCUGAGUCAACCCGCGCCCGAGAACUAUGUUGCCGGUCUGGGUCGAGGUGCGACCGGCUUUACCACUCGCUCAGAUUUAGGACCUGCGCGAGAAGGUCCAACGCCCGAACAAAUCCAAGCCGCACUCGCGAAGAGGGCGCAACUCCUCGGGGCAGCCCCUCCCACAGCAUAUGGCGCAUCUCGAGAGAAGGGUGGAAAAGAAGAUAAGGCAGCAGAGGAGGAAGAUGACGAUCGGUUUCAGGACCCAGAUAACGAAGUUGGGCUCUUCGCAUAUGGCCAAUUUGACCAGGAAGAUGACGAGGCGGAUCGAAUCUAUAAAGACGUAGAUGAGAAGAUGGAUAGGCGCCGGAAAGCAAGAAGGGAAGCCCGAGAAGCUCAGGAACGCGAAGAUUACGAACGGAAGAACCCCAAAAUUCAGCAACAGUUUGUCGAUUUGAAGCGGUCUCUAGCCUCGGUGUCGGAAGAAGAAUGGGCGAAUCUCCCCGAAGUCGGCGAUCUGACCGGCAAAAAUCGACGAACAAAGCAAAAUCUACGAAUGCAACAGCGCUUCUAUGCGGUCCCGGAUAGCGUGCUUGCUAGCGCGAGGGAUUCGACUCAGUUUGACACUACAAUCGCGGAGGAUGGUGCUCAAGCCGAGCUCCAGGCGGCUGGGGACGGAACGAUCACAAAUUUCGCGGACAUUAGCGCUGCUCGCGACAAGGUCCUCAAAGUGAAGCUUGACCAGGCAGCUAUGGGCUCGUCUGGAGACGCCGCGUCCGGGAGUGCGACCAAUAUUGAUCCGAAGGGGUACCUUACGAGCCUUACACAAUCAGAGCUCAAGGCUGGUGAAGUGGAAGUUGGGGACAUCAAGCGUGUGCGUGUUUUGUUAGAAUCCGUGACGAGGACCAACCCCAAACAUGCUCCUGGAUGGAUUGCGCUUUCGCGGUUGGAAGAGCUAGCUGGCCGAAUCGUCACUGCGCGGAAUGUUAUUGCCAAGGGCUGUGAACUAUGCCCAAAGAGCGAAGAUGCAUGGCUCGAGAAUAUUCGCCUUAAUGAGGGACACAACGCUAAAGUCAUUGCUGCAAAUGCCAUUAAAAAUAACGAUCGAUCUACACGACUUUGGAUCGAGGCUAUGCGACUUGAAUCAGAACCCCGGGCAAAGAAGAAUGUUCUACGACAAGCCAUCCUCCACAUCCCUCAGUCUGUUACUAUCUGGAAGGAGGCUGUUAAUCUCGAAGAAGAUCCCGCCGAUGCGCGUCUUUUGUUGGCCAAAGCAGUUGAGAUUAUACCUCUCUCCGUCGAGUUAUGGCUUGCACUAGCGCGCCUGGAAACCCCUGAAAAUGCACAGAAGGUUUUGAACGCUGCGCGCAAAGCCGUUCCUGCCAGUCAUGAAAUCUGGAUUGCUGCCACUCGACUUCAGGAGCAAAUGGGCACUUUUGAAAAGGUCAAUGUGAUGAGAAGGGCUGUCCAGUCACUUGCGCGCGAAAACGCUAUGCUCAAACGAGAGGAGUGGAUAACAGAAGCCGAAAACUGUGAAGAGGAGGGUGCUAUUCUUACCUGCGGCGCGAUCAUUCGUGAAACUCUGGGAUGGGGUCUGGAUGAAGAUGAUGACCGCAAAGACAUCUGGAUGGAUGACGCAAAAGCCAGUAUUGCCAGAGGCAAAUAUGAGACUGCAAGGGCGAUCUAUGCCUACGCAUUACGUGUGUUUGUGAAUCGCAGGUCGAUAUGGAUUGCUGCUGCAGAUCUUGAACGUAACCACGGCACCAAGGAAGCAUUGUGGCAAGUGCUUGAAAAAGCAGUUGAAGCUUGCCCGCAGAGCGAAGAACUCUGGCUUCAACUCGCAAAGGAGAAAUGGCAGUCUGGAGAAAUUGAUGACGCUAGACGUGUCCUCGGGCGCGCGUUUAACCAAAACCCCAACAACGAGGAUAUCUGGCUGGCCGCUGUUAAGCUGGAGGCGGAUGCCCGCCAGACAGACCAGGCCCGAGAACUCCUUGCUACGGCUCGCCGCGAAGCUGGGACAGACCGUGUUUGGAUCAAGAGCGUCGCGUUUGAACGACAACUCGGCAAUAUUGACGAUGCACUUGAUCUGGUGAACCAGGGCCUCCAGCUGUAUCCCAAGGCCGAUAAGCUCUGGAUGAUGAAGGGCCAGAUCUAUGAAUCGCAAAACAAACUUCCGCAAGCCCGAGAAGCGUACGGAACCGGGACUCGUGCAUGCUCGAAGUCCGUUCCGCUCUGGUUGCUGGCCUCGAGAUUAGAAGAGACGGCCGGUGCUGUGGUCCGCGCCCGCUCCGUCCUUGAUCGAGCUCGUCUUGCCGUGCCUAACAGCCCCGAGCUAUGGACGGAGAGCGUGCGUGUUGAACGACGUGCCAACAAUAUCCCCCAAGCGAAGGUCCUCAUGGCGAAAGCCUUACAAGCCGUCCCCUCAUCCGGAUUACUGUGGAGUGAGAGUAUUUGGCAUCUUGAGCCACGGGCACAGCGUAAGUCCCGCAGUCUGGAGGCGAUCAAGAAAGUCGAUAAUGACCCAAUCCUUUUCAUUACUGUGGCGCGUAUUUUUUGGGGGGAGCGUAGGCUCGAAAAGGCAAUGACCUGGUUCGAAAAGGCCAUUGUCUCCGACAGCGACUUAGGGGACGCUUGGGCAUGGUACUAUAAAUUUCUGUUACAACACGGCACCGAUGAAAAACGAGCCGACGUCAUAUCAAAGUGUGCCCUAACCGAGCCUAAACAUGGUGAGGCCUGGCAGUCAAUAUCCAAGGAUCCUUCCAAUGCAUACAAGUCGACAGAGGAGAUUCUCAAGCUCGUUAGCGAGAAUCUUACUCAGUAA